Prorocentrum cordatum is the source of this 1076-nucleotide messenger RNA. The record is from the annotation of a GenBank genome assembly. NCBI's taxonomy places the organism in Eukaryota, Dinophyceae, Prorocentrales, Prorocentraceae.
CCUCUUCAUGCUGCUCAUCUUCCUUCCAGAGGCUGGAGAGAUGGGCCCACGUUCCAUAGCAAUUUGGCUCUUUGAGAGGGCCUGCGGGAACAGAGCCUCGCGGAGUCUUGAGCAUUGCCGCUUCUACAGCUUCGGUAUUUCUGCUGCAGGCGGCUACAUGGACCCCAUCACGGAGAGCAUCAUUGCCCAGGGAGCCGGCGCCAAGGACCGCUUCCUGCCGCUGCGCCUGCCGCCGGGCCUCCCGCCGCCGGUCCUGCGGGUUGGAGGCCCGUGGGCAGAGCCCCCAGCCUCAGCCGCCACCGCGACAACGUCGCUGGCCUGGCCGCACGCGCCUCCCCCCUGGCCGCGCUUCGCAGGUGCGCUCGCGGACGGCGCGCGGCGCCCCUCCGCCGGGGCGUCUCGCGCCGCGGAGUGCUGCGCCGCCGCCGCGGGCGCGCGGCCCGUCGGGCGGCCCGAGGCGGCCGCGGCCUCGCUCGCGGCGCGGGCGGGCGGCGCGCCGGCGGCGCGCGGCCCGCCGCCGGGGCUGUUCCGGAGCGGCGUGUGCGCGGCGGCCGCGCUCAGGUGCCCGGGCGCGCCCGCGCCCGAGGCGCGCGCCGCCGCGCUGAGGGGGCCCGCGGCGGGAGCGGGCGCCCCUGCGCCCCGCGAGGGCGAGGGGCCCUGGGCGUGGCCGUGCCAGGAACAGCAGGGCAAGAACCUGUCCAGUUGCCUCCAGAUCGCGUCCGCCGAGGACCCGUCCUGCCUCCUGGUCAUCCCCCCCAGGGCUUGGGAGGCACUCCGAGCGGGCGCUGCUGGAGCACUUCUCUGGCUUCGGGCACGUCUCGCAGGUGACGGUCGUGCAGAACCGCCGCCAGAAACGCCCCGGUAACUUGGGCUUCGUCGUGAUGGGGACGCCGGAGUUGGCCAAGAUGGCACUCGCGGCUGGAGGAGAGCAGCAGGUCGGCGGCGUCACCGUCAGCGUGCAGGUCUUCGAGCACGGGCUGCACAGGCGCGCGGCAGCGGAGGCGGAGGCCGAGUCGGUCGCGGCUGCGUGAGGGGGAGCCGUCCGCCAGCCUCGCAGUAUGGAGCGGGAAGAGGAG